ACCCCCGUUUGGUGUCCGUUCCAAGCGACCGUAAACAAAAACCUUAAAUUUAAUUUUAAUUUAGAAAAUGCAAACAAAUAAGACUAAAAUUAGUUCUGAAUUCAAAAAAAGACUAAGACAAGAAUAUGAACGACUGAAAAAACAGCAAGAAUCACAGGAAAAGGAGAUUAUUAACAUAACAUGGACAAAUAAUCGAAAACAAUGCAAGGUCAAUGCAAAUGAACUUUUAGAACGAAUGAGUAACAUAAACUGCACAUUUCUCGAUGAUGUAUAUAAUCCUGACCAUAAACAUCAUUUAAAGAAAGCGACGGUGACCAGUCAUGAUGGAGUUAAACAAUCUGUGCCAACUUAUGUGUUGUCAAAUGUCAUCCCUAUACCUAAUAUGUGUGCAUGGGCUCCAGUUCAACAGAAUUUCAUGGUUGAAGAUGAAACAGUUCUCUACAACAUUCCUUACAUGGGCGAUGAAGUUCUUGACAAAGACUCUGAAUUCAUUGAUGAAUUGAUUAAAAACUAUGAUGGAAAAGUUCAUGGCGACAAUGACGCUGAAUUUAUUGAUGAUAAACUUUUCGUCGAGUUGGUGAAAGCGAUAGUUCCAUUUCAAUCAAAUAUUCAAAGUGAAGACGUUAAGAAAGAAGAAUCCAACUCUGAUUCCAACAACUCUGACUCAAAAGAAGCUGAAAAUUCUAAUGAUGUACCAAAUGAUGGCUUGCCGUUUCCAAAUCAAAAGCUUUUCUUAGCAAUCAGUGAAAUGUUUCCAAGUAAAGGAACGCCAGAUGAUUUACGUCAAAAUUAUAUCGAAUUGACAAAGAGUGUUGAUCCAAAUCGUCCAUCGGAAUAUUGCACACCAAAUAUUGAUGGUCCUAAUGCUGACUCAGUUUCUUAUGAGCAAACGCUUCAUUCUUAUCACACAUUGUUCUGUCGUCGUUGCUCAAAAUACGAUUGCUUCACUCAUCGUUUAUCUUCAAAUCCUGGACCAAACUUGCAAAAGCGUAAGGGUCCCGAAAUUGAUCAAAACGAUGAACCUUGCAGUGGCAAAUGCUACAUGUUAUUAGAAGAAGUUAAAGAAGCGUUAGGAGAUUCAAAGAAGUGUAAAUCUGAGGAGAAAAAAGAGAUAAAGAUUGAAGGUGAAGGAGCGUCAAAUACAAUAAUCGAAUCAGACGAUAUUUGGACUGGAUCUGAUCAAUCAUUCUUUCGUGUUUUGCAUCGUUGUUUCUUAAACAAUUAUUGCGCAAUUGCACGUGGAAUGCAAACAAAAACAUGUCAACAAGUCUAUCACUUUGCACUCGAAGAACUCAAACAUAUCGAACCAUUGGAGUUGGGAAAGAAUGCUUCACCUCCACGUAAACAACAGAAGAAGAAAACGAAUACAAAAAUAUGGAACAUGCACAUUCGAAAGAAUGCAAGAAAAGAAGCAAAUCAGAACAAUGUUUCAAACUACACACCAUGUGAUCAUGCUGGGCCAUGUGGAAAUGGUUGUCCAUGUUUUGAAAGCUCCAAUUAUUGUGAAAAGUAUUGUAACUGUUCAUCAGAAUGUCCAAAUCGUUUUCCAGGAUGUCGUUGUAAAGCUCAAUGUAAUACAAAGCAAUGUUCAUGUUAUUUAGCUGUUCGUGAAUGCGAUCCCGAUCUUUGUCAGUGUGGUGCUCAUCAAUUUCAUUUAGCGAAGAUGACAUGUAAGAAUGUAAGUGUUCAACGUGGAUUGAGGAAACAUUUGUUAAUGGCGCCGAGUGAUGUUGCUGGGUGGGGAAUCUUUCUUAAAGACGGAGCACAAAAGAAUGAAUUUAUUAGUGAAUAUUGCGGUGAAAUCAUCUCGCAAGAUGAAGCUGAUCGUCGUGGGAAAGUAUACGACAAAUACGCUUGUAGUUUCCUUUUCAAUUUGAAUAAUGAUUUUGUUGUUGAUGCAACACGUAAAGGAAAUAAAAUUCGAUUUGCCAAUCACUCAAUUAAUCCAAAUUGUUAUGCGAAAGUGAUUAUGGUGAAUGGUGAUCAUCGUAUUGGAAUUUUUGCCAAACGAAUCAUUCAACCUGGUGAAGAAUUGUUCUUUGAUUAUCGUUACGGGCCAACAGAACAAUUGAAAUUCGUCGGGAUUGAACGAGAAAUGGAAAUUUUGUAACUGCCAAUACUAUAAAAAAUAUUUAGUUAAACUUUUGGCAUUUCUGCAAGUUUUUAACAUUUUUUUUUUCGUUUUCUUGUAAACAAUUUUUUUAAUUUAAGAUGAAUAAAAAGAAGAAACUUC
Messenger RNA from Clunio marinus, 2233 nucleotides. Lineage: Eukaryota; Metazoa; Arthropoda; Insecta; Diptera; Chironomidae. The record is from the annotation of a GenBank genome assembly.